This is a messenger RNA of Chrysochloris asiatica (Cape golden mole), 369 nucleotides long. RefSeq names its product TEN1 CST complex subunit (gene TEN1). Gene Ontology annotation, molecular function: single-stranded DNA binding; telomerase inhibitor activity; telomeric repeat DNA binding. The record is from RefSeq and is a predicted model, not a curated record. The transcript has 3 exons. Gene Ontology annotation, cellular component: CST complex. Bases 1 to 369 code for a protein of 122 amino acids. Gene Ontology annotation, biological process: negative regulation of telomere maintenance via telomerase. NCBI's taxonomy places the organism in Eukaryota, Metazoa, Chordata, Mammalia, Afrosoricida, Chrysochloridae.
AUGAUGUUACCCAAACCUGGGAUCUAUUACUUUCCUUGGGAGAUCAGUGCCGGCCAAAUUCCUGAUGGGGGCUCACUGAGAACAUUUGGCAGGUUGGGCCUCUACGACAUGACCCAGUCCUCCAUGACACUGGUGGCUCAGCAUGGGUCUGAUGAGCACCAGGUCGUGGUCUGUACCAAGCUGGUGGAACCAUUCCAAGCCCAGUUGGGUGCCCUGUACGUUGUCCUUGGGGAGCUCGAACACCAGGAAGAUGGAGGUGUCAUGGUGAAAGCCCGGGUUCUGACUUGCGUGGAAGGAAUGAAUCUACCCUUGUUGGAACAAGCCAUCCGGGAGCAGAGGCUGUACCAGCGAGAGAGGGAGAGCAGUUGA